AUGGGUUUAUUUGGCGCAUUAGCAGGAGUCGCAUCUAGAUUUUUACCCGCAGUGGGAACACUAGCCAGAGGUGCAUUUGGAAUUGGAAGGAAGAUUUUGAGUACUUUAGGUAUACUGAAAGAGAAAGCACAACCUAUUAUACAAACCGUACAGAAAGGUUGGGAUGUAGCACGAGAUGCAGCAAAUCUUAUUCCAAAUCCUGAAACAAGAGGAAAAGUUCAAGGAUGGAUGGACAAUGUAGGAAGACAAGCAGGAAACUACUAUAACAAAGCAAAUGACUACUAUAACCAAGCAGGGCACUACAUGGACCAAGGUGA
Trichomonas vaginalis G3 is the source of this 317-nucleotide messenger RNA. RefSeq lists its product as uncharacterized. NCBI's taxonomy places the organism in Eukaryota, Parabasalia, Trichomonadida, Trichomonadidae. The transcript has a single exon. The annotation marks the transcript as partial. The record is from RefSeq and is a predicted model, not a curated record.